UAUUCGACGGCUAAGGAGAAGGAGGAGCAAUAAAAUGCAGAAUUUUGAAUGAUUGAAUAACUCCGACUAUUCAAGAUGGAUAUUAUUCUUUAUUCUUUGUUAUGUGAUAUUUUUCAUUGACAGAUAACUGAUGGAGAAAGACUAACGCUUACUUUAUGGUUCACUCGUGAUGGUUCCCAUGAUGAGGAUGUGAAGCUUGUUUCUCUCCUUUCACAACACCUAUUACAUAAGGACAUGGCUGCAUCGUAUCUUCCUCUGCCUGCAUCCUGUGAUAUGUAUUGUUUUUCGCAGGAUCAAGCUUCCAAUGACCAGUUUGGUUUUAAUAUAUGUUGGGCCAGACUUCAUAGUCUUGGAUAUGGCAUUUCUAUAUCCGAUGACGGUGCCUGUGACUCAGAUGUAUCUGAAUUACUGGUGAAGCCAGUGCAGUUAGUAAGAGGAGAUGAGUUGUUAGACCAUGAAUUUGUCAAUAUUUUGCAUGCACUUCAGGUCAUCCAUUUCUAUUGUUGGCAAGGAUCUGCCUUAAAGACCAAGGCAUUGAAUGUGCACACGAACGUGCUAAAACUUUCAGAUAAGGACAAGGAGAAAAUCAACUGUCUGAAGUCUGUACUUUUGAAUGAUGAAGAUUUGGUAUUGAAGGUUUUUGGGAGUAUGCCUUUGGAAGAAAAUGGAGGCAUUUGCUUUGACUGGACAGGAAUUGUGGCUGCAAUUGCUGCUUGGGAAGAUUAUGUGAAAGUAAUAAGUAAACAAAUUCAUUUAGAGUUGCCUUAUUGGAGAAUGCAUGAAUCUAUAUAUACGGUGCAACUUGAUGAGUAGUAUAGAUGAUCGACCAAUCCCGGAAAAUGGAGCACCUAAACGUUGUGCUUGGGGCCUUGGAAUUAGAAAAAGACAAUGAUGAAAAAAGUGGAAGAUAGUUUGUGAAGCCUUGUUUGAUAGCAUUCCGAGUUAAUAUGCUUUUGCGGAAUUUUAUAACGAAGUUUCUUAAAGAGAGAUGAGGAAUUAUACUCAAAUUUAUCCCAGAAAUUAUCAUAGUAUUAAAAUAUUACAGGUACAAGAUGGCAACUACUAGUACAUAUACUUUCAGCUAGUAAAUCAAACUUGUAAUUAUGGCAUUGUAGUAGUAUUCAAUUGGCCAUGCUCGCACUUUCAGCUAGUAAAUCAAACUUGUAAUUAUGCGAAUUCUGUUUCUAUUAAUCCAGAGGGUGACUAUUUU
This is a messenger RNA of Arachis ipaensis, 1210 nucleotides long. RefSeq lists its product as uncharacterized. The record is from RefSeq and is a predicted model, not a curated record. NCBI's taxonomy places the organism in Eukaryota, Viridiplantae, Streptophyta, Magnoliopsida, Fabales, Fabaceae.